This is a messenger RNA of Globicephala melas (long-finned pilot whale), 1805 nucleotides long. RefSeq lists its product as uncharacterized. The record is from RefSeq and is a predicted model, not a curated record. NCBI's taxonomy places the organism in Eukaryota, Metazoa, Chordata, Mammalia, Artiodactyla, Delphinidae.
UCUGCCGAAGCCUGGUCCUCCUGCCAAGGAGGAAGGGGCUCUAGAGGGCAGCUCAAAGGGCAGCAGUGGCCCAUCUAAGAGUCCUCAGCCUUCCACCAGCCCUGCACCCUCAGAGACUCCCCAGAGAGCCAAGAGCCCUGCAUCCACACUCGCCAUGAACGGCCCGAGGACUGCCUCAGCGGAAGGCCCCAGCGAGGAGGCCCAGGGCCUGUCCCGGAAGAGGGUGGCGAAUGCAGUGAGGAAGGUGGUGAGCAAGGUGCUGCCUGGCGAGGAGCCUGGGAGCACCAAGGAACCUGCGGGCAGAGGGGUCAGGUCUCCUGAGCACCCAGCUCGAGGCAGGAGGGGAGAAAAGACAGCCACUCCCACUCCCCCUGCUCGGCCGAAGUCCGAAGCAGAGAAGGAGGCCGCCAAGGAUGAGCUCUCCGUGGGCCUGCGGAGCCUGAUGUCUCGGGGCAGGGGCAAGGACCACAGGCCACGUAGCAGGCAGGCUCCUGGGAAGGGGGAGAAGCCCUCCAGCCAGGAGCCAGGCCCCUCGGGGAAACCAGUCUCCCCAGAGACAGUGGACGCCUCAGAGAAGCUAGGCUCCCCAGCCCAGUCGGAAGAGCUGGCGGCCCCAGGCUCCGCCGACCCGAACCUCAAGUCAAACCUCACUGGAUUGCAACAGAACAAGUCACCAGCCCCUGACGUGCAGCAGGAGGUACCUGAGUGUGUCACUAACCUCUGACCCUCCCUUACCACCCUCACCUGAGGACUGGCAGCCAGCUUUCCCAAGGCUCUUCCACAGGCCCCGCAUGACGGCGAAGCUGGGCCCGGGCCACGUGCCGAUGGCAGGGCUGCACGGCUUUCCUUCACCGAAUGCCAGAACCCAGGGGACCCGUUAACUGCAUGCUGCUCCUCUUCCACACUUGCCAGGGAGUUGGGGCCUGGCCCCCAGCUACAUGGCAUCAGCUUGGGGCCCCAGAUCCCAAGUUGAGGAUCAGAGUCUUAGCAGAUCAGUGAGAGGGUAGAAAGACAGAAUUUCUGGGGUCAGGUGGCCUGUGCUCACAUCCCAUCCCCAGCCACUCACUCCUGUGGGACCUCAGCAUCUCUGAGCCUUCAUCUGUCGAGUGGGGAUCACAUAGGUCUACCAUCCCUCCUCUGAAGCCCCUGGGCCAGAAGUAUUUUGGAAAUUAGCGAUUUUUUAUAUUUGAGACUGUCAUGCAAUGUACAUAAUGAGCAGCAACUCGUGACCAAACACAUUAAUAUUCCCACAGGAAAAUUAUGAAUGUUCAUGCUGCAGGCGGGGGGGGUGGUGGAUUAAACAGUCAGGUUUUGCCACCAAAACCGUUAGGAAAAGUCUUUUGUUUUGGAGGGCUUUUUGGAUUUUAGAAUUGCAAAUAAGGGAUAAUACCUACUUUGAAGUGUUGCUGUGAGCAUUAGAAAGGAUACAGGGAAUGAAUGCUCUGAGCCUGAUCCCUGGUGUGGUGUGUGCUCCGUAAACGGUAGCAUCCGUAGUGAUGCUGGUAACAGUGCUUAUUGGUACCAUCAUCGCCAUCACUACUUCUUCAGGCCUGGCCAGCUGUCCCUCUGGCAGCAGGACUCUUGAGGAGCUCUGGGCCUGGGUGGCGGAGGAGCACAGUGGGUCCCCUUUGUAUCGGUGGUCCUGUCUGUCCACAAAGUGCCCUCUGGGUGGGACAGGAGGCUGAGAGGCACAGGGGAGGGCCAAGGAUGAUCUGUCCAGCCCUUUCCCUUGGAAGGCAUGCCUGCUUGGCUGGUCCUUGGGUUGGGGGGCAUUUCUCUUCAAGCUUUCCCAUUUUGUGGACCCU